CUUCUCUCUAACCAGUCCAGGCAAACUAAUUCCGGAAAGCGCUGGAUGAUCGAGAAAAAAAAUAUUCUGAAAGACCAAAGAUCUGAUAAGCCAUGUCGGAGUCGGAGGAAAAUGUUAAGGAAGCGGAGAUGGAGGUAGUAGAGGAGGAGAAGUCCGCAGAAGAGAUAGAAUGGGAAAACAAUGUGAAACAAUCGCCACAGUUUAAUGAGCUGUUACAAGCCAACCUUGAUGCUGAGGUCAUCUUCGAGAUGUUUAAGCUUAUUGAGCGUGGGAUGUUCGCGUAUACAGAUAUCGACGAAAUUGUGAGAAAGACGAUCUGUAGACUUACAAAGAAACAAGGAGUCCAAUUUUUCAAGGUGCUUGGCACCAAAGACCUCUCGUACAUUGCCAGGAAGGGGCCAUACUUGUGUUCACAGAUCAAGAUAUUCAACUACUACAUACAGCAAAAGGCAACCAUCUUUAAUGGCCCAGAUCAGCAGAAAGUCCAGGAACUCCUUGAUAGGACCAACUAUAGCCUUAAAGUUUCCACAGGAAUGCGUCAGUACGGUGGCCCGCCGCCAAAUUGGGACGGGGAACCACCCGAACAUAGAGAAAUAUCGGUCUCCAAAAUCCCGCCUGAUUGGUAUGAAGAUAAACUGGUCCCGGUGUUUGAAAAGUUCGGGAGAAUCUAUGAGCUCAGGAUCAUGAUAGAUAACAUUACAGGGUUGACGAGGAACUUCUGUUAUGUGAAGUAUUGCGAUGAAACUGAAAACAUCGCAGCUCUCGACAAGAUCGACAUGCUGGAAAUUGAGGAUGGCAUCGAACUGAAGGCCAAUUUCUCCUCGUGCAAUAAACGACUAUUUGUUGGCAACCUGCCCAAAACAGAAACUGCUGAGGCAUUAAAGCAGACUUUCGAGCCAUUUGUGGAAGGGCUUACAGAUGCGGAAGUGUUUGUCUCAGAAGAAAUGAAGGAAGAGGGCUUGAAGAAUAGGGGCUUUGUUUUCCUCGAGUUUAAAAAUCACGGAAUGGCAGCAGAUGCUAAGAGAAUUAUACCAGGAAUAGGAGAAAAGAUAUAUGAAGGCAAAUUACUGAAGGUUGAAUGGGCCGAGCCGGUUUAUAUUCCCACAUCUGAGGAAUCGGCCAAGGUAAAAGCUGUUCAUGUCAGUAACCUGUCCAAAGAUGUUAAUGAGGAUAUUCUGAGGACAAAGUUCGAGCAGUUUGGGAAAUUAUUCCAUGUGCAGAAAGUUCGUGACUACGCAUUCGUUCACUUUGAGUAUCGGGAUGAUGCGUUAAAAGCGACCGAGGAAGGUGAUGGGAUGGAAAUAUGUGGGUACAAAGUAAACGUAAGGCUGUCAACAUCGGGACCAAUGAAACGUAAGAUCAAACGGAAAAAUGAGAUGGCGCGUCUCCGAGGGGAGUUUGGGUUUGGAAAGAGGAAGGAAAGACAGCCUCCGCCACCCCCAAGAAAUUUUGGACGAGGAGGAGGAGGUGGUUUCCGUGGCAACCGAGGUUUCGGCGGAGGAAACAGGUUCGGCGGUGGUGGUGGUGGUUACGGUGGCGGCGGUGGAUUUGGUGGCGGUUACGGUGGCGGUGGUGGAUAUGGUGGAGGAGGUGGUGGAUAUGGUGGACAGAAGCGUCGCUUUGACGAUAGGGGAAACGGAGGAUAUGAAGAUAGGUACAGCAAUUAUGGCGGUGGCUUCAAUGGCGGCUAUGGUGGUGGCGGCGGUGGAUAUGGGGGUGGUGGCGGUGGAUACAGUCGGGGUGGGAAUCGAUUUGGGCAGGGUGGGGGAAAGUUUCCCAGAUACUAGGCCUAGCAACCAACCCCACAAGGAGAGUGACUGGAGUCUUUGACUUCUUUAAUUCCGUCAAUGGUUUUGAUAUUUCCGUGGACAUUUGUGUUAUAGGGAAAAUUACUUGAACAUUGUUCAUUUCAAUGUAAAUCAAGUUCCUAUUGAUCAUUGCAAGGAAUAAUCCCUGUAUACUAGGCCCAGCAGCAAUUAUCAUGGUGAGAUUCACUUUGUGACACAGUGAACAGUUUUUGAUGCAGAAACUUGAGAUGCAGAAAACAGUUUUAUGAGAGAUGUGAACUGUUCGUGUGAAUUUUGUUCAAUUUCAUUUUAAAUCAUGAUACUGUGAUGUCUUUGAAUGGAAGCAUUUAGGAGAUUUUAGUGGUUGAAAUAAACCCAUUGGUAUUGCUUGUGUGAAACAGUCAACAGUUUUUAUUUGGAGGCAUUCAACAGUUUUAGCAAAAGUUUGAACCAUGAUAACAGUUUUCUAGAUAUUUGUCAGAUCAGUAAACAGCCAUUUGUGGUAAUUAAUAGUUUCUGAUUAUAAAUACCUGAUCAUACAUUUAUCAGAAUCAGAAAAAAUGUUUUUCACCAUUACAACAAAAAAUUGUUUUAUAAAAGCAAUAAGUUGACGCAGUGAAAAAUUCUUCAAAAGAACCAUCCAUUUGUAUAAAUUCAUUUUCUGUAUGAAAGAAAUUAUGGUUUUGCAUGAUAGCUCUUUAUAAACAUUUGGAAUGAAAUGAAAUAUGUGUUUCUUUGAAAUUAGAUUUUGUAAAUUGUAUUCAUCGUUAUCAAUAUAGAUGUAAACAUCAUAAAUCACUACUGAAAACAGUUGAUUUAUUUUUGUGAUCACAAGUUGCAAAGUUUGCAUUACUGCUGUUAGAAAACCUUUUUUUUUGACCAAUUAAUGAUUUUAUUUUGUAUAUUUUUUUUUUGCGAUGCUUUUUUAUUAUCCAUAUCAUGAGUCAUCAAGUGUUCGUUCAUGUGCUGUACUUAUUUUCCAUUAUCAUUUGGGAUUUUCCAAUAAAAUAAUAAAAUUG
Mya arenaria is the source of this 2806-nucleotide messenger RNA. RefSeq names its product heterogeneous nuclear ribonucleoprotein R-like. Gene Ontology annotation, cellular component: nucleus; ribonucleoprotein complex. The transcript is spliced from 16 exons. NCBI's taxonomy places the organism in Eukaryota, Metazoa, Mollusca, Bivalvia, Myida, Myidae. Bases 93 to 1787 code for a protein of 564 amino acids. Gene Ontology annotation, molecular function: mRNA binding. The record is from RefSeq and is a predicted model, not a curated record.